AUGAUUUUGAGUGAAAGUAAAAUUAGAAAUUUUGAAAAGAUUCAUAAGUUUUUGAUAAUGCUAAAACCAAAUGAAAAUAAUUCAAAUAAUCCACAGAAAUUAUUAAAAGAGAGAAAAGAACCAAAAAGAUGA
Molecule: messenger RNA, 132 nt
Organism: Paramecium pentaurelia
Lineage: Eukaryota; Ciliophora; Oligohymenophorea; Peniculida; Parameciidae
Source: the annotation of a GenBank genome assembly